Bombyx mandarina (wild silkworm) is the source of this 630-nucleotide messenger RNA. RefSeq lists its product as uncharacterized. The record is from RefSeq and is a predicted model, not a curated record. Lineage: Eukaryota; Metazoa; Arthropoda; Insecta; Lepidoptera; Bombycidae.
UCUAAACAACAGAUGGCUGUAGUCGGAGCGCACGUGUCGGCUCGUGACCACUUACAGUAGGCUCACUGCUGGAAUCAGGGCGAGAAUGUAAUGUUUUUGAUGUUUAGAGUUUACAAUUGAUCUCGACACAGCUUACGAGACAGAUUUCGCUCAUCUACGAUCAACUCAAUAGUAACAGCAGUGCCAUCUGCACACCGAUGCAACAUAAUAUGCACAGGUACUCAACAUAUCGCCUUGUAUCGUCCCCAGGGGAAGUCAUAGCGGCGAGCAGCGAGCACCUCUUCAUUCAAUCAUCAUUCAUUCCUUGUCGUUCAACAACUCGUUACACAGAAAUCGUAUGUAUACAUAUUGUCACCGCGAUACCAGUAGAUUCACUCGGAUUUACCUUGGUAAACAAAAAUGGCUUUCUGGGGCCUGUGCAAAUCAUCGCGUUCAAUGUGUUCACCAAAACGUCGGUAACACAUGUUCCGAGCACCAUUGAGACGCACACGCAUCCACACAUGUUAAGAAAGUUAGAAAGAAGCUAGUUUUCCUAUGUGGCUGAACAUGGGAAAACCGUCAGAGCGACAGAGGUAGACAGGACGGCGGCACUCACCCGGUCAUAUCCCGCGGCAGCCGGCAGAACUGAAG